Molecule: messenger RNA, 2970 nt
Organism: Drosophila ficusphila
Lineage: Eukaryota; Metazoa; Arthropoda; Insecta; Diptera; Drosophilidae
Gene: Efhc1.2
Product: EF-hand domain-containing family member C2
Exons: 5
Coding region: 598-2895 (765 amino acids)
Biological process (GO): regulation of neuron projection development
Cellular component (GO): microtubule
Source: RefSeq, a predicted model, not a curated record
GUAUAAGAGAGGAUUUAAAGAAAUUAUAUUGUUGAAUUCAUUUAUUUCAAUAAUGCAUUCAUUUUAUCGACAGGACGAAACUAGCUCUCCAUACUCCCCAAUAAUUUGUAUUUAAAUUUAAACAGUAAUAUAAUUAAGUAAAGAAUUUCAUCUUUUUUAAGCUAGCAACUUUUCCUACUCCAUACAUUUUACUAACAUAAAAAACGAAAUAUCUCUGUGCGUCAUAAAAGAAUUGAAUACAUAACAUGUGUUAAUAAGGGCGCAAUUAAUACAGACUUCGCUACGUGGAAGUAGAGGCUGGCUGAAGCUCUCCUUGGAAACCUCCACCAGUUGCAGUUGGUCGGCUUGUUGGCCAAUUGACUUUUCGGGCUGCCAUGGCGAGGUGGCAUUGCCAUAGUUCCGCUUGUUCCAUUUAUCGAACAGCAGCGGAAAUGUCGAAACACUCCAAGUAGUCCAGAAUUCUGCUGCGUGGCGUUAACUGCCACAGAAUUGCUUUUGGCUUCGAGACAAAUGUAACCACAACGAUUUGGCAAAAGGAAUUGGCAAAGCAAAAUUUCAUUUUGGAAUAAGCAAAAGCGUGCGAAAUUAUCCGUAAUUAUGAUACGAUUACCGGGGAUGCCCAUGCUGCCAGGAGCGCAGUUCUACGACCGUGGCAAGCGUCGCCAUCCGAGGCAGCAAACGCUGAUGCACUACCAGGGCAUCCAGAUGCUGUCGGAUCGAAGGGAACCAGAGUUAGUCGAACCCAAUGGCAUCGUGGCCGAUCCGAAGUGCCCUCCUGUGCCUGCCCAGAUCAACAGCCUGUGGGCUCCGAAGGUCACCACAAAACUGCCACCUUGGUUGGCCUACGACAAGCAGGUGCUCUGUUUCAACGCCUACUUCAAGGAGAACCUGACCGAGAUCUACCACGCCCCCUAUCAAGUGCGCAAGGUGAAGAUCUACUUUUACCUGGAGGAUGGCACCAUGCAGGUCACCGAGCCGAAGGUGGAGAACUCCGGCAUUCCGCAAGGUUGCCUGGUUCAUCGGCAAAGAAUCCCGAAGGCACCACCCACCGACAGGGAGUUCAUAUCCAUUUUCGACCUGAAUGUGGACACGGAUAUCCAGAUAUUCGAUCGGGUUUACCACAUCAGCGGAUGUGACGUGUUCACAAGGCAGUUCCUCAAUAGAGCUGGCAUCUUUGUGCCUGAUGCCCAGCAGGAGCCAUGUGAUCCCACCACGGAAAUCCGAAAACGUUCUGGCUUGAAACAAACAGCUAAUACCUGUUCUUCAGCUCUACCCAAAAAACAUUCCUUCGCUCAAUUUCUGGAGUUUGACAGAAGGGUACUGAAGUUCCAGGGCUAUUGGAAUGAUCGCAGCGAGUUUGGCGAUGUGCGGAAGUUGGAGAUCUGUUAUUACCUAGCCGAUGAUACCAUUGAUAUAAAGGAGAAAUUCCCUCGGAAUUCCGGUCGCGAAGGACCCAGUACUUUUCUGAAACGGGGAAAGCUGCCAAAGGAGUUUUCGGGACUCCCUCUGCCUGGACAACAAACUGCUAUGACCUUGCUAAAUGUUCUGGGCAACAGUAUGCGUGAUGUGCGUUACGUAGCCGACCCGUUGAACACCGGACAAAAAGAGGUUCACCACUACACCGAUCAGGAUCUGCAAAUAGGAGCUGUUCUGAAUGUUUUUGGAAGGGCUGUCGUUCUUACAGGCUGUGAUCAGUUCACGCAGAGCUACUAUAGGGAAAAGUACGGCAUUCAGGAGUUCUGCGCUCAACCAAUACCAGAGCGAAGUGACGUUCGUCCCUACACCCAGGGCGGAAUGGCAUCCCGUCGACUGCCACCCUACAAUGGCUGGGGAAGCCACGAGGAUUCCGAGGGCAACUGCAUCACCGUAGAACCAAAGCCACCGCAAGCUGAUUUCAAGAAGCUCUUCAAGUACGAUGGAUGCAUUCUGCGCUUCGGGGCCAAACUCGUUUCGGCCAUUCGAGACAAUAACGAGCGAGAUUUUGUCAUCAGUUAUUUCCUGGCCGACGAUACGGUGCAAAUCUACGAGUCGUCACGUCGAAACUCGGGCUUCUUGGGUGGCGAGUUCCUCAAAAAGGCCAGAGUUCCGUUGCCGGGUCAGGAUAUGUUUAGCUCCUCGAGACCUCAGUACUAUAGAGCCAACGACUUCUACAUAGGACGCACCAUGACUCUAAAGGAUCACAUCUUCCACAUUGUUUCGGCUGACGAGUUUACGCUUAUGUACAUGGAACAGCAUCCCAGCGAGUUCCCCGUAGCCGACAUCCGCCUGAUCAUGCAGAAGAUCCGCGAUGCAGUGCGUCCCGACUACAAGCAGUUUGUGCUGAGCUGCAAGCCGGACGGAGACCUCGGGGACUACACCACCGUGAGCUUCGAUACGCUGCGCUCCACUCUCCUGUCUUACCUGUCCAAGGAGUGCCUGCUCAACCACGAAAUAGUGACCGUGUGUCGCUACUUCUCGGCUGAGCAGGCAAUGCCUCCCAGCUGUGACAGGAAUCGAGUGCGAGCAGCGGCCCAAUUGGAGCUAAAACGAGCUUUGUGGAACGGCGUGGAGCAGCUGAACGAUCACCUGAGCCACAUCAAUCCCGCCUGCAGGCCGUACAUCAGCGAGGCUCAAGUUAGAUCGACUUUGCGUGGUUGUCGGCUGCCUUUCAGCCUUGAACUUGUGGAGGACAUCCUGAUGGUGCUGCAGCGAAAUGGUCAAAAUGAGAUCGAGGUGCGUGACUUCCUGGCCUUCUUCAACAUGCGCAAUGACCAAGUGCCGGACAUUGCGCCUCUCAACAUCGCCUUCGAGCUGUGCCCCAAGCUGCCUUUCCUGCACAAAGGCCGACUGGUGGACUUCACCUGGUUUUUGGACUAUCUCGGUCUCGAGGAGGAACUUAAGCGAGCCAACAGUUAAGAGUAGACACGGCGUAUCAAAAAUUGCAUGUAUAUACAGAAAAAUUCGUGGCAAUAUAACUUUCGGAAUGGUGAA